GAGGAAUGAAGCACCUGGCCAGGACAGAGCAGCAGGAGGACUCUGGCUGACCUGGAGCUGUGGCACCAAGGACGGCUUAGGCAAGCUCAGGCUGGCCAAUCCAGAGCUGUCCAAGCCUCUGGGCUGCAGGCCUCAGGACUGAUCAGAGUCCCUGCACUUGUCCACUCUCAGUCUGUCCGUCUGUCUCAGGCCAUGGCCAAGCUGAUAGGGCUGACCUUUGUGGGGCUGCUGCUGGCCCUCUACAAGAACCACCAGGCUUCCUAUCAAAGAAGAUUAAAUGCUCUCCGUGAAGUAACUCCUGUAGACCUUCCCAACUGCAAUUUAGUUAAAGGAGUCGAAACAGGUGCCGAAGACUUAGAGAUCCUCCCUAAUGGACUGGCUUUCCUAAGUACUGGACUAAAAUAUCCUGGAAUAAAAAGUUUUGAACCUGAUAAGCCUGGAAAAAUACUUCUGAUGGACUUGAAUGAGAAGGACCCAGCAGUGUUGGAAUUAGAAAUUACAGGAAAUAAGUUGGAAAGAUCGUCAUUCAACCCUCAUGGAGUUAGUACAUUCACAGAUGAAGAUAAUGCCGUGUACCUACUGGUGGUAAACCAUCCAGACUCCAAGUCCACCGUGGAGGUGUUUAAAUUUCAAGAAGAGGAAAGAUCACUUUUGCAUCUGAAAACCAUCACACAUGAACUUCUGCCUAGUAUCAAUGAUAUUGUCGCGGUUGGACCUGAGAGCUUUUAUGCCACAAACGAUCACUAUUUUGCUGACCCAUACUUAAAGUCCUGGGAGUUGUACUUGGGUCUGUCAUGGUCCAAUGUUGUUUACUACAGUCCUGAUAAAGUCCAAGUAGUAGCAGAAGGAUUUGAUUUCGCUAAUGGCAUUGGCAUUUCCCCUGAUGGCAAGCAUGUCUAUAUAGCCGAAUUAUUGGCUCACAAGAUUCACGUGUAUGAAAAGCAUGCUAAUUGGACUUUAACUCCAUUGAAGGUCCUCGACUUUGACACCCUUGUGGACAACAUCUCUGUGGAUCCUGUGACAGGGGACCUCUGGGUUGGUUGCCAUCCCAACGGGAUAAGGAUCUUCUUCUACGACUCUGAGAAUCCUCCCGGCUCUGAGAGAGCACGUGGACAGAUGAUCCAGGUUCUCAGAGGUCAAAAGGGCUUGUGGAGGUGUUCUGGUGAGAGUCCAGAAAGGGCACAGGUAGUUCUUUAUUGCUUGGUAUUUUUUUUUUUUUUUUAAAAAGGUGUGAGUCCA
This is a messenger RNA of Peromyscus leucopus (white-footed mouse), 1239 nucleotides long. RefSeq names its product paraoxonase 1 (gene Pon1). The transcript has 9 exons. Gene Ontology annotation, cellular component: extracellular region. The record is from RefSeq and is a predicted model, not a curated record. Gene Ontology annotation, molecular function: aryldialkylphosphatase activity; arylesterase activity. The coding region runs from base 193 to 1224 and encodes 343 amino acids. Lineage: Eukaryota; Metazoa; Chordata; Mammalia; Rodentia; Cricetidae.